AUGGCAACAGAAUUUAUAAAGAGUUGCUGCAGAGGAUGUUUCUAUGGUGGAACAGAAAAACAUGACUUAUCUGUGGAAAGAGACUUUAAAGUGGCAGUAUCACAUAGUCAAAAUACUACUAUCUCUAUACCCCCAUUGACUUCUGUUUCUGUAAAGCCUCAGGUUGGCUGUACUGAGGAUUAUUUACUUUCCAAGUUACCAUCUGAUGGCAAAGAAGUACCAUUUGUGGUGCCCAGGUUUAAGUUAUCUUAUAUUCAGCCCAGGACGCAAGGAACUCCUUCACAGUUGGAAGAACUAGAAGGAUCUGCCAGAGCAUCAUUUGGAGAUAGAAAGGCAGAACUUUCCAGUUCAGCCCAGCAGGGACCCAGCUAUGAUGUAUAUAACCCAUUCUAUAAGUACCAGCACGUGUCACCUGAUUUGAGUCGGCGCUUUCCUCCUCGUUCUGAAGCAACAAGAUUAUAUGGAUCGGUUUGUGACUUAAGGACCAACAGACUUCCCAGUUCCCCUGGGCUAAGCAAGUCUAUGUUUGAUCUUACAAGUUCAUCUCAGCGGUUCAUUCAGAGACAUGAUUCAUUGUCCAGUGUGCCUAGUAGUUCUUCUUCGAGGAAAAAUUCUCAGGGGAGUAACAGAAGCCUGGACACAAUUACUCUAUCAGGAGAUGAAAGAGACUGGGGGAGAUUAAAUGUGAAAGUGUUUUAUAAUUCUUCAGUAGAGCAGAUCUGGAUCACAGUUUUACAGUGCAGAGAUUUAAGUUGGCCCUCUAGGUAUGGAGAUACUCCUACUAUUUCUGUAAAAGGAAUACUAACAUUACCCAAACCAGUGCAUUUCAAAUCUUCAGUCAAGGAAGGCUCUAAUAAUAUUGAAUUUAUGGAAACUUUUGUAUUUUCUAUUAAAUUCCAAAGUCUACAAACUGUGAGACUUGUAUUUAAGAUUCAAACCCAAACUCCCAGGAAGAAAACCAUUGGAGAAUGCUCACUGUCACUCAGAACUCUUAGCACACAGGAAAUGGAUUACUCUCUGGACAUAUCACCACCUUCAAAAAUUUCUGUUUGCCAUGCAGAACUUGAACUAGGGACUUGUUUUCAAGCAGUGAAUAGCAGAAUUCAGUUACAAAUUCUUGAGGCACAGUACCUUCCAAGUUCAUCAACACCCCUAACUUUGAGUUUUUUUGUGAAAGUGGCAAUGUUUAGCUCGGGAGAGUUGAUUUAUAAAAAGAAGACACGCUUACUGAAGGCCUCCAAUGGAAGAGUAAAGUGGGGAGAGACUAUGAUUUUUCCACUUAUACAGAGUGAAAAAGAAAUUAUUUUUCUCAUUAAGCUUUAUAGUCGAAGCUCUGUAGGAAGAAGACACUUUGUGGGACAGAUUUGGAUAAGUGAAGACAGUAAUAACACUGAAGCAGUGAGCCAGUGGAAAGAGACAGUUGCACAUCCAGAAAAGGUUGUUAUUAAGUGGCACAAAUUAAAUCCAUCUUGA
Budorcas taxicolor (takin) is the source of this 1473-nucleotide messenger RNA. It is a transcript of the gene TC2N, whose product is annotated as tandem C2 domains, nuclear. The record is from RefSeq and is a predicted model, not a curated record. Gene Ontology annotation, cellular component: nucleus. NCBI's taxonomy places the organism in Eukaryota, Metazoa, Chordata, Mammalia, Artiodactyla, Bovidae. The transcript has 11 exons. The coding region runs from base 1 to 1473 and encodes 490 amino acids.